GUGACUCGCAGCCGCUGCGGGGACUCUGGCUCCAGGCUCCUGGCGAGAUCCCCGAGCCCCGGCGGCUGGUGCUGGGAGCCCGGAGCCCGGGCUGCAGCCGGGAGAGGGGAAUCUCCAGCAGGGCCCUUCCCGCUGCUCCCCAGGAGCCUCUCCCAGGGCAGAGCCCCCAGCCCGGCCAGGCCCCUUCCCGGCCCGGCCCCUGCCCCAGGGGGCCCCGCUCGGAGGGAAGACAGGCUGAGGAAUCACAUCCACGUUUCGCUCCAUCUUCCAGGAGACGGAGAAGGGAAAUGGCUGUGAUGGAGCCAGCUCAGAUGCCGGUGACCUUUGAGGAGGUGGCUGUGUAUUUCACCCAGGGGCAGGGGACUCUGCUGGAUCCCGCUCAGAGAGCCCUCUACAGGGACGUCAUGCAGGAGAAUUACGAGAUGGUGACCUCGCUGGGAUUUCCCAUUCCCAAACCUGAACUGAUCGCCCGGCUGGAACGAGGGGAAGAGCCGUGGGUGCCCGAUCUCCAGGCCUGCGAGGAAAGAGAGAUCCCGAGAGGCGACCGCACAGCAGGUGAUGAGAGAGUGAGUGAGAAUGAAGAGGAGAAUCAUGAUGCAGAAGUUUCUGGUAAGGUGGAACCACAGGAAACCUUUAUGGGAAGUGCUGCAUGGAAUUUUUCCCAGUGCUUGGAACAGGGAGAAGCCUGGGCAAAUCGGCAGCAGUCAGAGAGGCUGCUGGGAAACCACCCAUGGAAGAAAGUCUGUGAAUCUAUUAACUGUAUGAGAGGAGACAGGGAUCCCAGACCGCAGCUGACAAACCCCAAGGAAGAGACACCGUGGCACUGCCUGCAGUGUGGGAAAAGAUUCAUCCUGAGCGCACAGCUUGUAACACAUCAGACAAUCCAUACUGGAGAGAAACCCCUUCAAUGCUUGGACCAUGGGGAAAGCUUCAAUAACCCCUUAGACCUUAAUAACCAUGAGGCAUGCCACACAGAAGAGAAACCCGUUCAAUGCCUCCAGUGUGGGAAAUGUUUCAUUUGGAAGUCAGAAAUAAUUACAUAUCAUAUAAGCCACACAGGAGAUAGACCCCGUAAGUGCAUGGACUGCGGGAAAAGUUUCAUACAGAGGUUAGACCGUGAUAAACAUCAGAGGAUCCACACAGAAGAGAGACCUCACAAGUGCAUGGACUGUGGGAAACGUUUCAGACGGAGGUCAGCCCUUUUUAAACACCAGGCAUUGCACACAGGAGAGAGACCCCAUAAGUGUUUAGUCUGUGGAAAAAGUUUCAUAUGGCGAUCAGACCUUGUUAAACAUCAGGCAUUCCACACAGGAGUAAGAUCCCAUAAGUGUUUAGUCUGUGGGAAAAGUUUCAUACGGAGGUCAGACCUUGUUAAACAUCAGAGAAUCCACACAGGAGAGAGACCCCACAAAUGCAUAGACUGUGGGAAAAGUUUCAUCCAGAGGUCAGACCUUGAUAAACAUCAGAGAAUCCACACAGGAGAGAGACCUCACAAGUGUGUGGACUGUGGAAAAACUUUUAUACAGAAGGCAGCCCUUGUUAAACAUCAAAGAAUUCACACAGGAGACAGACCCCAUAAGUGCUUGGACUGUGGGAAAACGUUCAGAAUCACAUCGGCCCUUGUUUUACAUCAGAAAAUCCACACAGGAGAAAGCCCCCAUAAGUGCUUAGACUGUGGAAAAAGUUUCAUAUGGAGAUCAGACCUUGCUAAACAUCAGAAAAUCCACACAGAAGAGAGACCUCACAAAUGUGUGGAGUGUGGAAAAAGUUUCAAACAGAGGUCAGACCUUGCUAAACAUCAGAGAAUCCACACAGGAGAGAGACCCCACAAGUGUGUGGACUGUGGAAAAAGUUUCAUACAGAGGUCAGCCCUUGUUAAACAUCAGAAAAUCCACACAGGAGAGAGACCCUAUAAGUGCUUAGAAUGUGGGGAAAGUUUCAGAAUCACAUCAUCCCUUGUUAAACAUCAGAGAAUCCACACAGGAGAAAGCCCCCAUAAGUGCUUAGACUGUGGAAAAAAUUAUGUACGGCGGUCAGACCUUAUUAAACAUCAGGCAGUCCACACAGGAGAGAGACCCUACAAGUGCUUAGACUGUGGGAAAAAUUUCGUACGGAGGUCAGACCUAAUUAAACAUCAGAGGAUCCACACAGGAGAGAGACCCCAUAAGUGUUUGGAAUGUGGAAAAUGUUUCACACACAGAUCACAUCUUAUAGCACAUCAGAGGAUUCACACAGGAGAGAGACCCCAUAAGUGCUUGGACUGUGGGAAAAGUUACACACAGAGAUCACACCUCACUAAACAUGGGAGAAUCCACACUGGAGAGAGACCCUAUAAGUGCUCGGACUGUGGGAAAAGUUACACACAGAAAUCACACCUCACUCAACAUGGGAAAAUCCACACAGGAUCCAAACUUCUGUGACACGUGACCCAGAUUCAACCUUUAGACACAUAUUAGAAAUGUGUGUAAAUGCUAAUUAGCACCAUUCCACAUUAGAUAAGAUAGAGCUUUGAAAUGUAAACUUUUAUGGUUAAAGAAUUGGAAGAAGCUAGUAAUUGUAAUAGUUUACGUUUACUUACAUCUUGUUAGAGGUUAACAGUGUAACUAAAGGGUUCCUGUCUAGAGUUGUAUUUUGUUAAGUCUGAGAUGGGAAGGAAAUAUUAACAUAUAGAUAAAAUUUGGGUGUAAUAAGAUCGUUGUCUACAUGUCUCUGUAAAGUUUGUGGUAAACUGUUUAUUAACUGCUCUGUGGAUAUUUACCUUAUUUUAGUCUAUGUAAUUAAUUACCAGUGUUGUUUAAGAAAAAGAAUAAAUGGACACAAAUCUGACAUCAGGAAUCAUAACAUUCAAAAACAUCUGUUAGUCUUAAAGGUGCCUCUGUUGCUUUAUUCAAAAACCAGUGGAAGAAGACUUCAACCUCUCUAACCACUCAUUGACAGACUUCAAGGUGGCAAUUUUGCAACAAAAAAACUUCAAAAAGAGACUCCAAAGAGAGACUGCUGAACUUGAAUUAAUAUGCAAAUUAGAUACAAUUAACUUAGGUUUGAACAGAGACUGGGAAUGGUUGGGUUAUUACACUAAUUGAAUCUGUUUCCCCAUGUUAAAUAUCAUCACACCUUCUAUGGGUCAUCUCGAUUAUCACUUCGAAAGUUCUUUUUCUCCUGCUGAUGAUGGCUCAUCUCAAUUGAUUGGCCUUUUACAGUUGGUAUGGCUACUCCCACCUUUUCAUGUUCUCUGUAUGUAUAAAUAUAUUCUUGCUGUAUGUUCCAUUCUAUGCUUCCAAUCAAGUGGGUGGUAGCCCACGAAACCUUAUGCUCAAAUAAAUUUGUUAGUUUCUAAGGUG
Messenger RNA from Malaclemys terrapin pileata, 3341 nucleotides. RefSeq names its product zinc finger protein 260-like. The record is from RefSeq and is a predicted model, not a curated record. NCBI's taxonomy places the organism in Eukaryota, Metazoa, Chordata, Testudines, Emydidae. The coding region runs from base 288 to 2420 and encodes 710 amino acids. Gene Ontology annotation, biological process: regulation of immune system process; regulation of cytokine production; negative regulation of transcription by RNA polymerase II. The transcript has 5 exons. Gene Ontology annotation, molecular function: DNA-binding transcription factor activity; RNA polymerase II cis-regulatory region sequence-specific DNA binding.